This is a messenger RNA of Peromyscus maniculatus bairdii (prairie deer mouse), 1583 nucleotides long. Its product is annotated as protein NipSnap homolog 3B. Gene Ontology annotation, cellular component: mitochondrion. The record is from RefSeq and is a predicted model, not a curated record. NCBI's taxonomy places the organism in Eukaryota, Metazoa, Chordata, Mammalia, Rodentia, Cricetidae.
CGCCCAGUCCAGCGCGGGCCUAAGCGAGCGGGCGCGCGCGCCAGGAAGUGGGGAGAGCGCGAGUCCAAGCGCUGGCGGCGGUCCUUCUGCGCGCUCCAGACGGGCCAUGCUCGCGCUCCGAAGCGGCCUGAGGAAGGCGCUGGCCCUGCGGGCGCUGGCGCCUCAGGUAUGUUCACCUUUUGCUACAGGUCCCAGGCAAAGCGAUGGGACGUUAUAUGAAUUCCGCACCUAUUUUCUCAAGCCUUCAAAGACAAAUGAGUUCCUGGAAAAUUUUAAGAAAAGUGUUCACCUUCGAACAGCUCACUCUGAAAUGAUUGGAUAUUGGAGUGUAGAAUUUGGAGGCCAAACAAACAAAGUAUUCCAUAUUUGGAAGUAUGAUAAUUUUGCUCAUCGAACUGCAGUUCGCAAAGCCUUGGCUAAUGAUAAAGAAUGGCAAGAACGAUUCCUCAUUCCAAAUUUGGCUUUCAUUGAUAAACAAGAAGUUGAGAUUACCUACCUGGUACCAUGGUGCAAAAUAGGAACACCUCCCAAGGAAGGAGUCUAUGAAUUGGCUACUUUUCAGAUGAAACCUGGGGGCCCAGCUCUGUGGGGUAACGCAUUCAAAAGGGCAGUAAACGCCCACGUUGAUCUCGGCUACUCUACACUAGUUGGUGUUUUCCACACUGAAUAUGGAGCCCUCAACAGAGUCCAUGUUCUCUGGUGGAACGAGAGUGCAGAUAGUCGCGCAGCUGGGAGACAUUGGUCUCAUGAGGAUCCCAGAGUCGUGGCUGCUGUUCGGGAAAGUGUCAACUACCUCGAGUCUCAGCAGAAUAUGUUCCUGAUCCCAGCAUCCUUUUCACCACUGAAGUAGUUUCCAACCUGACGUCAGACAUCCCAGUCACUGAUGUGAGAAGUGUCUGCAGUGGGUGCUCAUUUCUCCCGAGAGAAUCAUUGUCUUUGUUGUCUGAAGGAGGUGGUGAGUUAACCUCACUGUGCCCUCUGCAUCUUAAGGCUGUGUCCAUGACUACCAGUAAAAACUUCGGUUCAUUUUCGCCAUGCCAUUUCAUGUCUACCACACAUGAGAAGGAGUUCUGUUACUCUAUGACCCUGGUACUUUAUUGUUCCACAAUAUCUUGUCUUCUGUAAUUUUAUGACUCAUUGCUAUCUUAUAUUCAAAUAAUGAUUUUGAAAUUUUUUGCCUGGAAAUAUUUUUAAAUUAGUUAAAUACAGUAUCUAUAUUUUUGUCACAUUCAUUUUUCCUGAAUUUUAAAAAUAUUUUUUACCCAGUAAUGUUUGCUUUGUGAUAUCAAAUGGGACUCAUAGAAACAUUAAAUCUAGUAUUUCUUUAUUCUUUAGAAAAGUACAGUAUCAUGUCUUCUGUAUUCAUUAUGAUUUCACAUUAAUUAUUAAGUCAAAGUUGGAAAAUAAUAUAUCCUUGAGACUUAUUGCUGGAUAGUAUGGUUUUAGCAUGUUCGUUUUUAAUUAACUUUUACUGCUUUGAACUUUACCUUGAAUCACUCACAAAGAUUGUAAGACACUUAUUUAUUUCAAUGAAAUCUUUAUAAUUAUGGAAAUCUUUGACCUAAUAAAAGCCUUCUCAUCCA